AUCGAUAAUUAUCGUUAACGUCAAAAAAUUAACGAUAAUAUCGAUGACCAUCAUUUAUCGAUAAGUAUCGAUAAGCUUCCCAUCACUAGUCCUAUCUGAAGAAUUUAUGUUCAAGGCAUGUAAAAAGGAAGAAGAAAAAUGGUUGUUUUUUCGUGACUAAUACUGGAUAAAAAAAUAUUUUCCCUGUUUUAUCAAUACAGUUCAAUUUUUUAGAGGAACUGCAAAUAAUUGAAAAUCUAGCUAGUUAAAGGAAAAUUUGAAUCGUGUUCCAGAUUCAUGGCUUAUGUUGCAAAUCGAUGAUGGAAAGCAGAAAGCAGCGAAAACUAUUGCUUUGAAUAAGGAGCUUGCAUAUUGUUCUGUAAAUAACAGCUCUAAACAGAUUAUCAACAGGUGCAAUAAUGAAUGGGCUGAGAUAAAUUUAUUUUAUUCUAGCUUCGGAGAGUUAUGUUGUCUGUUUUGCUGUCCUCCGUUUCCCGGUCGGAUUGCUGCCAAGCUUGCGUUUUUGCCUCCAGAUCCAACAUAUAAUCUAACAGCGAUUGACGAGAGCAAAGCGAAAUACUUGCUUAGUUUCAAUGAACGCGCUGAAUGGCCCUACUCAGAACGAGAAAAAGAGAAUGUGGAAGGAUUCUUCACGCGAACUUCGCGUGGUAACAAACUUUCGUGUAUCUACGUUCGGUGCGCCCCGAAUGCAAAAUACACAUUGCUAUUUUCACACGGCAAUGCCGUGGACUUAGGACAAAUGAGUAGUUUUUAUCUUGGCCUCGGAUUAAGGAUCAACUGCAAUAUUUUCAGUUAUGAUUAUUCCGGAUACGGCCAAAGUAAUGGGAAGCCUUCGGAAAAAAACCUAUAUGCCGACAUUGAUGCUGCGUGGCAUUCGCUUAGAACACGAUUCGGUGUCAGUCCAGAAAAUAUAAUUUUAUAUGGGCAGAGUAUUGGAACGGUACCUACUGUUGAUCUGGCUGCCCGUUACGAUGUCGGUGCAGUGAUACUGCAUUCACCGCUUAUGUCUGGAAUGCGAGUUGCAUUCCCCAACACAAAACGUACAUGGUUUUUCGACGUGUUUCCUAGCAUUGACAAGGUGUCUAAAAUCAGUUCUCCAGUUUUGGUAAUUCAUGGAACCGAGGACGAAGUGAUAGACUUUUCUCACGGAUUAAGCAUUUACGAGAAGUGUCCUAAAGCUGUCGAACCUCUCUGGGUAGAGCUUUCUGAGAAUAUCAAAGUGUUUAAAACACUUGUAUGGCGAAGGCUCAUAUCCAACUGUUCCAACUUCGUGAUGUUUUCUGCAUCUCUCAUGAUAAGUUGCGUUUAUCUUUUCAUACAAGCACACAAUCUGAUGAAAACUUUUUUAUACCAGUUUCCCAUGGGUAAAUCUUUCGUGUAUUCAGAUUUUUGUAUUCCAUACCUCAAUAGCGUAUGAUUAGUUUGAUCUUUUCGACUGCGAUCGAAAUAUAUUUUCAUGGUUUCGGUUAUCGAAUCCUCACAUGUAGAGACUAGUUAAAUUCCAAAUUUGUAUAAGUCGAACCUCAAUACUGAGAUUGCACAGAAAAGAGCCGGUGAGUUAGUGUAUUAGAAAAUUAUUACUUACUUAUUUGCAAAUCAAUUUGUAUAGUUACUGGUUACUAAUAAUCACUUCUAGUAUGUAAGAUAUUUUGAGGGUUGAUGAACCUGAUCAGUGAACAUUUAAUGGAAAAAAGUUAAAGAUAAAUCAAUAUGACAACUUACCAUAGCUAUGCACGAAAGAAAUAAUACUAUUGUCGUUUAGUUGAAGCAUAAUAAUUCCAUGUAACUUGAAUGAAAAAUCUGCUGCAAAGGUUCCAGAAUAGGGCUCUUAAGACGAAAAGAAACAGCAGAAAACACAAUUGACUGCCAACGAUUGAAAAAUUGUGACCAUUUUAAUCAAUCCAUUUGUACAGAACUAUAUCCCUUCAGUUGAAUGUACAUAUAUCUUUAAAAUAAUAAAAAGUGAGACCAAGAAUCGGAUAGGUUAAAAUCGAUAUAUAAGUAGCAACACUACAACCCUGCUGCAUCAGCAGAAGUUUUUCUAAGGCUGUAACCAUAUUUAGGCUUAUUUGUUUCAAUUUAUACUGGAAAAAGUUUCCGCACGAAUAGUAAGAUUGUAAAUGAAGAUAGAGUAACAGAAGCUUUUUGGUCAAACACGAAAUAUCUGACAAACAUCGAGAAAACAAUCUGUUUUGUAAUUACGAAUUCUUUACUCAAAAGAUAAUAGAAAAAAGUCUUCAGGUAACAUGAACAUUAAUGUACUUUCCAGUUGGUCUCGAGUUAGAGUCAAUAGGAUCGUACCGCUAGCACCGCAAUUAAGUAAGUGCUCGCCGGAUUCGUCUCUUCUACCUUUGGUCACGGGAAAACUCCAAAAAGUUAUUUUAGCUAGGGGCACCAAAAUUCACGGGAAUAAUUAAACAGCUAUAAUCUUUCGUUUUUUCAGUUUGAGCUCUAGGGCAAAACCUGUGUUAACCAGUGUUAUCUCCGGUGUUCAGACAGUGUCUGCCAUGAGCUAUCUCUCUGUAUGCUAUUGUCUUUUAGUUUAGAUCCAUAAUUCAACUUCAAAAAAUGGAACAAUUUAUAAGGCACUUACAAAUGUUGAACCGGUGGAAAAACUUUCUAUAUACUUUUGAGUAAAAUUCCGUAAUUUACCCAAGUGGAAUCCGAAACAAACAUUGAACUAACAUUUCUCAAACUUUAAAAUCCCUCUCAACAAAUGUGGAAGCAAGUAUUUCGAAUUUCAAUAAAAAUGUAAUGAUGCCAAGCUUCCAUUUGCCGUACGAACGAUUUAAAGAUUAUUAGUGAAAACCAUACCGGUAUAUUUCUACUUCUUUUUUAUUUUCUGUAAUAUCUUUUCCCUCGCACAAGGAAAAUGAUUGCAAUAAUGUACUCUACUGAAUCCGAUAGUAAGCGUUAUCAUCGCAAACAAAUCAUAUACCGUAAACGGGUUUAUGGUUCUCAUCAUCGUUUAAAAUCCGAAAUUCAUUUACGAUAGGUUUCGUAAUUAGUUAAAAAAACAUAAAUAAACACUUAAUAAGAUUUAUUUAGAUUAAACAAAAUUAUGGUAGCUAAUGUAAAAAAAACAACGUUAAGUUGAACACAAAUUCAAAUUUAUGAAUAACAUAUUCGAAUAAAUAAUGCAUACUACUUACUGAAAGCAGAAUGCUAAAUUAGAACUGAUUCUUUGUUGCGUAAUAAAAUUCACGGUCUCUGUUCCCAUCACCACUUGACGGUUGAUGAAAGUUCACGAUCACUAAGCUGAAUUGAAUCAGUAAAAUCUAAAUAAACAACUUAAAAGUAAAAAUGUUCGUCUGAGAAAUGAUGGGAAUAGGCGCUACCUACAUUGAUUAUCAAACUGAAAUUCUGAAUUACAUGUAAGGGGCAAAAGACGUAGAGUAUACUAAUGAUUAAGAGACAGUAUUUUGAGAGCAAAUACAUGGUAAAAAAAAACUAUCAGAAUAUCAUAACUUUGCCAAACAAGCCUCAAGUCAGUCUGCAACUCAAGCAUAUGAAGGGUACGCAUAUGAACUCGAAACAACUGAAGUGAAUUGAUAACUUUACAGUCUACCCAAAGUAACCAGGAAUACUUACUAUGUACAUGCGUAUAACACUAUUGUAACUCGAACAUGUAAAAUAAAUAUUUUUUUCUUA
Messenger RNA from Wyeomyia smithii (pitcher-plant mosquito), 3651 nucleotides. Its product is annotated as alpha/beta hydrolase domain-containing protein 17B-like. Gene Ontology annotation, molecular function: palmitoyl-(protein) hydrolase activity. The transcript has 5 exons. Gene Ontology annotation, biological process: protein depalmitoylation. Bases 284 to 1417 code for a protein of 377 amino acids. NCBI's taxonomy places the organism in Eukaryota, Metazoa, Arthropoda, Insecta, Diptera, Culicidae. The record is from RefSeq and is a predicted model, not a curated record. Gene Ontology annotation, cellular component: plasma membrane; endosome membrane.